GAAUACAUAAAAAGGAGUAUCAAGAGGCCAUCACGUGGAUGCAGGAAAAGAAAAAUUUACAAAUUAGCGAACUUCGCUAUAAACGCCAAUCCGAAUUUAAAGAGUCUCAAAUACAGCAUUUCUUAGAAAGGAUAAAGAUUCAAGAUGAACAAAUUGCAAAACUGGAUGAAGAUGUGCUACUUUUGCACAAAUCCGUUGAUACUAAUACAGUGUCUAAAGAAGCUCUGACAGAGCCAGAAACGAAAUCUGCUUAUCAGACAUACUCAAAAAUAAACAGUAGAUCUGUUGAGACACAAACAGAUCUAGAAGUGAUUCCGGUUAAGGAUAACAAACAAGAGCUGGUUAACAUUAAGUGUGAUUUGCUGAGAGCGCAGGAGGUUUUGAAAGAGAAAGAACACGUUAUUGAUCAGCUGAAGAGUAAGAUGAAAAAGGAAAUAAUUAUAAAGUAUCAAACGCUAUUGAAAGUCGACAGAGACAAGCAUAGUUUAGCAGCUGCAAGUUUGCAAGAAGAGCUACAAAAGCUGAAAGCCUGCCUUCUGGAGGAAAAGCAUAAGAAUGAAAGUCAGAAAGAGACAUUUGCAAAACAGCAACCCAAUAGAGCUGCUUUGGAACAGUAUAUUUCACAGGUGCAUGCACUGGAAAAGCACACCUCAGAGUUGCAUACCAAGAUAUCAAGCUUGGAAGCCCAACUUCAAUCCAGCAGAGAAGAGAACGUGAGGUGGAUGUCUUUGGCCAAUGACAGACUCAAAGCCAUGGAGGAACUGCGAAACAGGUGA
This is a messenger RNA of Acanthoscelides obtectus, 776 nucleotides long. The record is from the annotation of a GenBank genome assembly. NCBI's taxonomy places the organism in Eukaryota, Metazoa, Arthropoda, Insecta, Coleoptera, Chrysomelidae.